Aquila chrysaetos chrysaetos is the source of this 1089-nucleotide messenger RNA. Its product is annotated as double-headed protease inhibitor, submandibular gland-like. The transcript is spliced from 10 exons. Gene Ontology annotation, molecular function: serine-type endopeptidase inhibitor activity; protein binding. NCBI's taxonomy places the organism in Eukaryota, Metazoa, Chordata, Aves, Accipitriformes, Accipitridae. The record is from RefSeq and is a predicted model, not a curated record. Bases 357 to 944 code for a protein of 195 amino acids.
AAUGUCCCUCCUGUGAGAGGGAGGUCUGUGUGCGGGAAGGCAUUUCAGUGUCAGAUGCAAUUUCUUAGGACCAAGACAAAUUGAGGCUCUGGGAGCAGAGAGGAUGAGGAUGGCCCCCCAGGAGCCAUGACGCCUUGGAGACAAGCGGAGCUCCCGAUCGUGCUCAAGAUCCCCGUGGUCCUCAGAGAGCAUCUUCCAGGUGCCAUGUCCGCUAAACAGGAAAAUCCACCGGGCAAUUGAGGGGAAACUGGUCAGGGAGAUGUAUAUAUACAGUGUGGAUAGAGAAGGCUGAGAACCACCUACUGAACUCAACAGUGACAGAUUUGCAAGUAACAGGCUAUACAACCAUCUCUGCUAUGAAGACAACAAGAAGUGUUGCCCUUCUUGGGCUUGUGCUUCUCAGCUGCCUUUCUGAUAUUGUUAUUGCUCAAAAACGGGCCUCCUGCGGCACGUACAUGUUGUCUGGAAAAGAGGGGCUUGCUUGUCCCCGCAACUAUGAACCCGUCUGCGGGACUGACGACGUGACCUACUCCAACGAGUGCUCCCUCUGCAAUGAAAUCUUCCGAAACCAAGCCGUCGACAAGAAGCACGAUGGAAGAUGUGUUAAGCUUGACUGUACUGGCUACCUGAGAUCCAGCGGUGGUGCGAUCCCCUGCACCCUGGAGUACAUGCCCAUCUGCGGCACUGACGGGAUUACCUACGCAAACAAGUGCAGCUUCUGCAAUGCUGUGGUGAAUGGACUGGACAUAGACCUGAGGCACAAGGGAGAAUGCUCAGAGCAGAUUGACUGCGGCGAACAGCCGGGUAACAAUCUCAUCUGCACCGCUGACUAUAAGCCCCUUUGUGGCUCCGAUGGCAAAACUUAUGGAAACAAGUGCCAGUUCUGCAGCGCAUUUUCGCGGAGCCAGGGAACUCUGUUCUUGAAACACCGUGGUGAAUGCUGAGCGCUGGAGCCAUACCCUUCGCCCUGAUUUUUCCCUUACAAAUCCUGCAGUCAAACACGCUCUUCCCUGCUCCCUCAACUGUUGCACAUUGGUCUCUGCUUUGAUUGAUCAAUAAACUAAACACAGCCACUCUCUUUGCCAUGGA